GGAGGGUGGAGAGGGAUAUGGGAGCGUUUGGGCCGGAUUCUGAUUUUGGUUGGGAUUUUGGGGAGGAUUUGGGAUCUGAGGUUGGGGGAUUGGAGAUUGAAGGGCCGCUGGAGUUAAGGGCUGUGGGUGAGGGUGAUGAGUUGGAGCUCCGUUUGCCCGCUCUGAACUUCACACAUGGAUACGUAAGGAGGAUACUUGUUGGUGAUGGCAUUACAAUUAAAGUAGAGGUUGCUCAAAAGAUCACUCUCUUCCACCCACAUGACAUAGGUUUGUCAUUAGAAAGAUGUUUGGUCAAAACUAAGUUGGAGAGCAACCAAUUUCGGCCUCUUGGCCUUGACUCAUGUGCCCCGUUACUUUCUGUUCAAGUUGAAGGGUCCCCCUUGAUAGUUGCAUUAAAUACGCGAAACCCUGAAGCUCAUAUCAAAACAGUAUUCCACACUGAUUACACUAUCGAGUUGCUAUCAGAGAAGCGUUACAACAAUGGGAAAUUUAAAGAGGUUCCUUCAUGGGCAUCCGGCUCGCUUAAAUCUAAGUUCCUUAUAAUAGAGAAAGCCUUAAAGGACUUGCUAGGGAGCAAUAUGUUACGUGGCGGGCCUGUGCGGCUCUUAAAAGCAAAAAUUACAUCAUCAAACUUGGUAAAGUUUAGAUUGGAAGUGGAGAGAGACAUUACAGAAAAUGAUAGGAUAUGGAGCAGGGUAGAAGAAUGGAGGACGAAGCCAGUUGUUGAACGCAUUUGGUUUGAGAUGGUGGCUAGAGUUGAAGCAGGAAAGGGGUGGAAAAAGAUGUUAGUCAGGAAGCUAACUAGGCCAGUUCGGGCAGUGGAAUCUAGUUCAUGGAGUAAUCUGAUGUCGAACAUCUCAUUCACCGAGAUACCUUCUAUCGUUCUCCCUCCUGAGGCUUUAACAUUGGAUGCGAACUGGUAGCAAAAUAGAUUUUUCCUGUAGUGUCCUAGUCUAGUGGAAGUCAAAGUGGAAAUCAUAUAAUCCUGUAUGUUGUGCGUACCAUUAAUUUUUUGGUCUGUGGAUAAUGUAUUACAUAGGAACACACACCGCCUUUGGUAAUUGUACAUGAAUUCUCUUGUAUGUUGUGAAAAGAGGUUAAUGUAUACCUGAAUAGUUGCCUCUCAAUUGAUAGCCUAAGCACUGUCGGAGAGAACUGUGGUUCCUUUCAAUUGAUCAGGUAAACAUUCAGACUUUUAUUAGAUGUGGUAUUGGCCCAAGAGGUUCAA
Asparagus officinalis (garden asparagus) is the source of this 1228-nucleotide messenger RNA. RefSeq lists its product as uncharacterized. Bases 18 to 923 code for a protein of 301 amino acids. The transcript is spliced from 2 exons. The record is from RefSeq and is a predicted model, not a curated record. NCBI's taxonomy places the organism in Eukaryota, Viridiplantae, Streptophyta, Magnoliopsida, Asparagales, Asparagaceae.